Molecule: messenger RNA, 1918 nt
Organism: Spodoptera frugiperda (fall armyworm)
Lineage: Eukaryota; Metazoa; Arthropoda; Insecta; Lepidoptera; Noctuidae
Exons: 1
Coding region: 76-588 (170 amino acids)
Source: RefSeq, a predicted model, not a curated record
GGCCGGUGCGGCCGGCCGGCAGAGGGCAGGCAGCGCGCGGCGCCGGGCGACGUGCGUCGGGACUAUGUGCGCGCCAUGUGCUGGCGGCAGCUGUCCCGGCUCUACAAGACGCUGUUCGUGGCCAUGUUCUACCUGGGCAUCUACAACCUCGUCUGGAACGUGCUGGGCCCCACCACCGAAGUCACCUUCAUCCCCAAGGACCUGCAUGUGGGAGACAAGUAUGCGCUGAUAUUCCUGGCGGCGGGGCCCGAGUGGCCCGUGCUCUCGGACGCCGAGGGAGCCGAGGUGUUCAGGAGCAGGGGCUGCGGACCCUGCUUCAUCACCAACAACAAGGGCCUGCUGCCGAUGAGCGAGUUCGACGCCGUGCUGGUGUACGGGAAGAAAGCACUACUGUCGGAGGAUUCGGCGGCCAUGGACCCCGAGAAGAGGUACCUGCUGGAGACGUACAAGCGCUGCAUGUCCAGCAAGCUGACGCGCUGCGUGCGGGAGCCGAGAGUGACGUCAUUCCUCAACUACAUGGUGCUCCACCUGUGCGAGCUGUGUGACAUGUUAUUGAAGAAACGGUACAACCAUAAAACCAAGCAAUGAGUGCCUUGCUAGAGUAAGAGAGCGAGCUGUGCCGGGCUGUGCCGAGCUGUGUGUUGGUCAAGUGUCCCUUGUUGCUGUAAGAUGGUGCUGGUAUACAGCGGCAGGCGCGGCUCGCUCACUGCUCUGUUGUUGUAUACUUAGGUACUGUUGUUGUUGUUAACCACAUAGUUGGAGACUGAUGUUAUGUUUCAGAGAGUUUAUUAGUGUUGCUGUGUAUAUGUAUUGUGGUAUGUGCAUUACGCUACAUUACAGCAGUGUGUAGUAGCAGAAGUGCCGAUAUCAGACGGACGUUACUACUAUACCUAACGCGCUGUAACAAGGUGCGGCUGACAGAUGCCAGUAUGACGUUGACGUCUUUCUUUAGAGAUGGACAUUAGAAAAAUCUUUUUUUAUCGCUAUCGAUACUCGCAGCAUACAUUUAAUUCUCUUUAAUUUUUUUAUUAAAUGUGUGUGUUAUUUAGUUGUGCAGUCUAACUACGUGUAUAUACUUGUCAAAAUAAAUAUUUUAUGACCGAGCCCUGAGGUGUUUCAGAGUUACAGUUUUACAGAACCGUGAAGAAAAAAGGAUAUAUUAGUUUGUAUAUGUUAGAUUAAGUACCACCACGCAUUAUCAAUGGCGCCGGAAAUGUCUAGAAAAAUGCCUACUACAUAUUUCUGCUCAGAUAAUGUCACUGUGGUUUGGGCAGAGAGAGCCGCGUCUACAGUGGAUUUACCCACAUAAUUAAAGGUUUUUUAAGAAUGAUAAUUGAACGACGCACGAUUUUCGUUUUUUAUUCUAAAAAACAUCGACUACCUAUCCAUCGUAGCCGUACAUCCCAUCACUAAACACGACUAUGGCUUUACGUUAUACGCAUAACACUUUACUUUAUUUUUCAUUUCAUUAGAUUUUAAUUGAAUACUAGAACAUUCCGGUUGGUUUUAAUUUAAUUAACUACGCUUCCGAAUGAUUUAACAUAAUACGAAUGUGAUAUAGCUAAAAUAUUAAGGCAUAAUUUUUAAAUCGCAGCAACUUUCAAGAGUGAUACGAAACGUUACUGAAUCUGUCAGCCGCACCUUGUUAGAGCGCAUUAGGUAUAGAUGACGUAACUACACAUUUUUGUUUGAGAAAUUGAAACAAUUGACUGAUAUAUUGAUAUAUUACAUUGUACUGGUCCACGGGUUGUCUGUGUUGGCCACGGUAUGCAUCUGCCACGUACCGUUGAUCGUGCUCCCCUGUACAAAGUGCUUUGCCUUAACUAGCCUCAUUAAGUACUCGGUAAGAAGUGUGAUAUUAAGGAGAAACAUCUCGAAAUUACUUGUUAUAUACAUUGACUAGUGUACCUGAACAUGA